GAAUGAAAAAUCCUCGUGGCCCGUCCACGGUCCGGGAGCAGCCCACCACAAGGCAGCGCCCGAAGCGGAUCCUGGCCGCCCGCUAGCUUUUACACGCGCCGCGGAGCGUCUCGCCCUCGCAUCAACCCCUCACCGGCGGCGGCUCCUCUCCCCUCCCCCCUCCACCGCCUCCCCGCCUCCGCGCCCCCGUGAUCUAGGCUCGCAGGAGACCAUGUAUCGCGCCGCGGGGAGCCAUCUCCGCUCCCUCAAGCAUCAUGGUGCUAGUAGGUUUGCUAGCACAAGUGUGGUGAAGCAGUCUUCAGGUGGUCUGUUUAGCUGGCUUCUUGGCGGAGGCUCAGGCCAACUUCCUCCUCUUGAUGUUCCGCUCCCAGGCAUUACAAUUCCUCCACCCCUACCAGAUUUUGUUGAGCAAUCCAAGACAAAAAUCACUACUCUUCCAAAUGGCAUUAAGAUUGCAUCAGAGACAUCACCGGGCGCGGCUGCAUCAGUGGGUUUGUACAUUGACUGUGGUUCUAUUUAUGAAACACCUGCUUCAUCUGGAGCAUCACAUCUAUUGGAGAGAAUGGCCUUCAGGAGCACAACAAAUCGGAGUCACCUGCGGCUAGUUCGUGAGGUAGAAGCCAUCGGAGGAAAUGUCUCUGCAUCUGCUUCUCGUGAACAAAUGAGCUAUACCUAUGAUGCACUGAAGAGUUAUGCACCAGAGAUGGUUGAAGUUCUCGUUGACAGUGUGAGGAAUCCAGCAUUCUUAGAGUGGGAGGUCAAAGAACAGCUCCAGAAGAUAAAGUCUGAAAUAUCUGAAGUGUCUAGUAAUCCACAAGGUCUACUAUUGGAGGCACUUCAUUCGGCUGGAUAUUCUGGGGCACUGGCGAAACCUCUGAUGGCUACAGAAUCCGCAAUAACCAGAUUGGAUAUUAGUACCUUGGAGGAAUUCAUUCAUGAAAAUUACACUGCUCCCAGAAUUGUUCUUGCAGCAUCAGGACUUGAACAUGAUGAGUUGGUUUCGAUUGCGGAACCACUGCUCUCAGACCUUCCCGGUGUGAAACGUCACGAGGAGCCAAAGUCGGUGUAUGUGGGUGGGGACUAUCGUUGCCAAGCAGAUUCUCCAAAUACACACAUAGCACUUGCUUUUGAGGUGCCAGGUGGCUGGCGCCAAGAGAAAACUGCAAUGAUUGUGACUGUGCUUCAGAUGCUCAUGGGAGGAGGGGGGUCUUUCUCUGUUGGUGGCCCUGGGAAGGGAAUGCAUUCUCGAUUGUAUCUCCGUGUCUUGAACAAGUAUGAGCAGAUCGAGUCAUUCUCUGCUUUCAACAGUAUCUACAAUGAUUCAGGUCUUUUCGGAAUUCAUGCAGCCACUAGCCCAGAGUUUGCAUCAAAGGCUGUGGAUUUGGCAGCCGGGGAACUCCUUGAAGUUGCAACCCCUGGAAAAGUUACUCAAGAACAGCUUGAUCGUGCUAAAGAGGCUACCAAGGCUGCAGUUCUGAUGAACUUGGAAUCAAGAAUUGUGGCAUCUGAAGAUAUUGGAAGACAGGUUCUAACUUAUGGGCAAAGGAAGCCCGUUGAGUACUUCGUGAAGGCUGUGGAGGCGACAACCCUGAGCGACAUCACUUCAGUUGCACAGAAGAUAAUCUCUUCACCGCUCACAUUGGCAUCGUGGGGCGACGUUAUCCACGUCCCGAGCUACGAGUCUGUCAGCCGGAAGUUCCUGUCCAAGUGAGGGUCGAGGAGUCGGCACCUUGGCCGUGCGACGCCAGCCCCUCGGCUGGAAUAAAAUCGUCGAUGCGGCGAAAUGUUUUGUCGAAUAGUUACGGAGAUUUGAAUAAUCGUAUAUACCGUGCACUGCAGUCCCUCUAAACCAGGCGACGCCGCGUGGUGUUUUAAGUCGAGCGACCUGCAUCGCUCUGCUUGUAUCUAUCGGGCGACAUGUUAACGACGUGGUGAAUUAGGUGUCUU
Molecule: messenger RNA, 1947 nt
Organism: Hordeum vulgare subsp. vulgare (domesticated barley)
Lineage: Eukaryota; Viridiplantae; Streptophyta; Magnoliopsida; Poales; Poaceae
Product: mitochondrial-processing peptidase subunit alpha-like
Exons: 13
Coding region: 212-1711 (499 amino acids)
Biological process (GO): proteolysis
Cellular component (GO): mitochondrion
Molecular function (GO): metalloendopeptidase activity; metal ion binding
Source: RefSeq, a predicted model, not a curated record